Oenanthe melanoleuca is the source of this 1498-nucleotide messenger RNA. RefSeq names its product cell division cycle 37, HSP90 cochaperone (gene CDC37). The record is from RefSeq and is a predicted model, not a curated record. Lineage: Eukaryota; Metazoa; Chordata; Aves; Passeriformes; Muscicapidae. The transcript is spliced from 8 exons. Bases 83 to 1198 code for a protein of 371 amino acids. Gene Ontology annotation, molecular function: protein kinase binding; protein-folding chaperone binding; heat shock protein binding. Gene Ontology annotation, biological process: protein folding; protein stabilization. Gene Ontology annotation, cellular component: cytoplasm.
CAGGCGGGGUACCGGAAGUGCGUCAGGCGCGGGCGGAAGCGGCCGGGACGGGCGGGUGCCGGAGGGUCGCGGCGGCCGCGCCAUGGUGGAUUACAGCGUGUGGGACCACAUCGAGGUCUCGGACGACGAAGACGAGACUCACCCCAACAUCGACACCGCCAGUCUUUUCCGAUGGCGGCACCAGGCCCGGGUGGAGCGGAUGGAGCAGUUCCAGAAGGAGAAGGAGGAGCUGGAUAAAGGCUGCAGGGAGUGCAAGAGGAAACUCGCCGAGUGCCAGAAGAAGAUGAAGGAGCUGGAGGUGGCUGAGGCAGAGGGUGGCAAAGGGGAGCUGGAGAAGCUCCAGGCCGAGGCUCAGCAGCUGAAAAACGAGGAGAGGAGUUGGGAGAACAAGCUGGAGGAGCUGAGGAAGAAGGAGAAGAACAUGCCCUGGAACGUGGACACGCUCAGCAAGGACGGAUUCAGCAAGAGUGUUUUCAACGUGAAACCCGAGGAGAAGGAGGAGACGGAGGAGCAGAAGGAGAAGAAACACAAAACGUUCGUGGAGAGAUACGAGAAGCAGAUUAAGCACUUUGGGAUGCUGAGGCGCUGGGAUGACAGCCAGAAGUACCUGUCAGACAACCCUCACCUGGUGUGUGAGGAGACAGCCAAUUACCUGGUGAUCUGGUGCAUCGACCUGGAGGUGGAGGAGAAACACGCCCUGAUGGAGCAGGUUGCCCACCAGACCAUCGUCAUGCAGUUCAUCCUGGAGCUGGCCAAGAGCCUCAAGGUGGAUCCCAGGGCUUGUUUCAGGCAGUUCUUCACCAAAAUCAAGACCGCAGACCAGCAGUACCUGGAGGGGUUCACGGAGGAGCUGGAGGCGUUCAAGGGGCGGGUGCGGGGCCGGGCGCGGGCGCGGCUGGAGCGGGCGCUGCGCGAGUACGAGCAGGAGGAGCGGCGCAAGCGCCUGGGGCCCGGCGGGCUCGACCCCGUGGAGGUGUACGAGGCGCUGCCGGCCGAGCUGCAGAAAUGUUUUGAUGUCAAGGACGUUCAGAUGCUGCAGGAAACCAUCAGCAAAAUGGAUCCAACUGAGGCCAAGUACCACAUGCAGCGCUGCAUCGACUCGGGGCUGUGGGUGCCCAACGCCAAGGGGGGGGCGGGGGAGGCUCCUGGGGAGGAGCUGAAGAAGGAGAACGGAGCAGAGGAGACCCCAAAACCCUGAGGGGAACCCCCAAAAAAAAAAAAAAAAACCAGAAAAGGUCAAAAAACAAACAAAAAAAAAAUUAAAAUGAAAAUUUAAAAAAUACUCCAAGCCGCACACACACACAUAUCCUGCCCCUCCCCCCUCACGCUGCCCCACCCUGUGCUUUUCACUUUUGGGGUUUUUUUUUGGGGUUUUUUUGGGUUUUUGGGAGGUUUGGGGUCCCCCCCCCCACCCUGAGGCAGACCCAGGUGGGGUUUGGGGUUUUUUUUUUGGGGUUUUUUUUGGGGGGGUGAGAGUGGAGAAUAAAGAGAUUGGAGA